This is a messenger RNA of Capsaspora owczarzaki ATCC 30864, 1493 nucleotides long. Its product is annotated as pyruvate kinase. The record is from RefSeq and is a predicted model, not a curated record. Gene Ontology annotation, biological process: glycolytic process. Bases 97 to 1491 code for a protein of 464 amino acids. NCBI's taxonomy places the organism in Eukaryota, Filasterea, Ministeriida, Capsasporidae. The transcript has 4 exons. Gene Ontology annotation, cellular component: cytoplasm. Gene Ontology annotation, molecular function: magnesium ion binding; potassium ion binding; pyruvate kinase activity.
GGCGUCAACGUCUUCCGCAUCAACUUUUCGCACGCUUUGCACGAGGACCAAAUCCCAAUCAUCAAGCGGAUUCGCGAUAUCAGCUUGGAGCUGAACAUGCCCGUUGGCAUUCUAGGCGACUUGUGCGGCCCAAAGGUGCGCGUUGGCGUGUUUGUCGACCGCCAGCCAAUCCAACUCGUGCAGGGCAAGCAUAUUCGCGUGCGCUCGGGUGACGAGCCUGGCAGCGUGACCUGCUUGACGACCACGACCGCCGCUGUCGUGCGCCAGCUCGAGGUCGGAAACACGCUCCUCCUCGACGACGGCAACUUCCGCCUCCGCAUGACUGAGCGCAUCGGUGAGGACGAAAUCGAGUGUCUCAUCGAAGUGGGCGGCCUGCUCAAGGAAAAGAAGGGCAUCAACGUCCCCGAACUGCGCCUGGCGCUCUCGGCCUUCACUGAAAAGGACCGCCGCGAUGCCCAGUUCAUUCUCGAACAAAAGCUCGACUUUGUCGCCCUGUCGUUUGUGCAGCGCGCUGCGGACAUUCUCGAGCUCACGAGCUUCAUUGACGACUUCAACCGUAGCAAGGAGGAGCGCGACAGGGUCCAUCCCGAGAUUAUUGCCAAGAUUGAAAAACCGCACGCGCUGGACGACAUUGACGAGAUUAUUGCCGCCCACCCCUCCGUCAACAUUAUGGUUGCGCGUGGUGAUCUCGGCGUCGAAGCCUCCUUUGAGCGCGUGCCCACCGCCCAAAAGAUGCUCAUUGCAAAGGCGAACGCGGCUGGCCGUGCAGUCAUCACGGCGACCCAGAUGCUCGAGACCAUGAUGAACUCGCCCGUGCCCACGCGCGCCGAGGUCAGCGAUGUUGCCAAUGCUGUCUUUGACGGUACCGAUGCAGUGAUGCUCAGCGGCGAGACGGCUGCCGGCAAGUAUCCUCUGGAAACGGUUCGCAUGAUGGCUUCGAUUUGUCUGCACGCCGAAACGCAACACACCAUUCUUGCGCGCAUGGUUGCCGAGGUCGACACCUCGGAAGGUGGCUUUUCGUUUGACGAUGCGAUUGCCGAUGCAUCAGUUGCUUCCGCUCGUAAGGCGGAGGCAGUCGCAAUCAUCGUGCUGACAGUGUCGGGCAAGAUGGCCGUCCGCGUUUCCAAGCGCAAGCCGACGCAACUGAUUAUCGCCAUGACCCAGUCAUGGCAGGUGGCCAAUCAGCUCAACCUGCUUUGGGGCGUUCAUCCGCUCAUUUUGGGCAAGUUCUCCGACACAGAUGGCGCUCUCUUGGAGUGUGAGCGCGCAUUGCGUGCACGCGAGUGGGUUCGGGAGAAUGACACACUCGUGGUAUGCUCGGGUGCAAACGAGUUCCACACGGGUCUGUCAAAUACUCUCAAGUUGCAUUCAUUUGGCCAUGCCAGCCGUGCCAUGACGGCACGCGCGCACUGGAAGGACGCUCUUGGCGUUCUGCAGCACAAGGGUCGUGUGCAUUCGCCUGCUAUCGAUUCCGACCCGAAUCAUGCGUGAAA